AUGGGACAUUGGAAGGCCGAAUGCCCCCAGCGCGAUGGCGCAAGUGCUCCUCCUCCUGCGAAUCCACCAGCUGCAGCUGCCGCUAAUGUGGUCGAAAUGGACCCACCUGAUGCGGAUGAUGCCCAUGAUGACUUGGAGAUCUUCACCGAUGCCGACUUAGUGAAGCAGGUGCCCAUCCGUAAAAGAAUGAACCCACCAUGCCCAAUGCCUGCCAGGACAACGAACGUUGAAGUCCUUCCGAGCCUGCCAGUACUUCAUGCAUCCGAGGACCAUGGAGCUCAUGCUAUCCUCGACACAGGUGCCAGUCGAUGUAUCAUUGGUUCCAAAAUGCUGGACCAACUUUUGCAGCGUUUGCCCGAAGACAUUCGAUCCACUGUGCAAAAGAAACCCAGUCAGAUCAAGUUCAGGUUUGGAAAUAAUCAAACACUGACCAGCAUGUAUCGUGUUUUGUUGCCUUUGCAAGGGUCAGCACAUGAAAGAGAAACGGCCAACACCAUCAUGGGAACCUUGACAUUGGUCCUUCAAGUGUCCAUGAACAUGAUCGAAGUGAAUUCCCCGGACCAUGCCGAGGAAGAACAUAUGCCACAGCUGACCAAUCAGCUACAAGCCAUAGCUUUGCUUCAACGCCUUGCCGAGAGCCAGAACAAGAAGAUGCCGACACAGGGACUUCCCAUGAUGACCAUACCAACCCUCAACAUGAAUGCCGAUUCCAUGCCGAUAUCGGCAACACUGAGCGACGAGGAGAACGACGACUUCUCCGUGAUAUCAUCGGCGCAAGCCACCUCAACUGCAGCCAAAACGAUCCAAAAGCCCAAGAAGAGUCCAACCAGGGAGACAGCGGCCUCUCACAGCACACCAACCUUGCCCAACGAGCAUGCCUACCAGGUGCAGAUCUAUGGAGACCCAGCCCCAAUGCAGCUGACACUGGCCGAAUGGGGUCAGCGAAAAGUGACAUGGGGAAAGAAGCAUCCUGGCAAGACGUACUACCAGGUACUCUCGGAGGACAUGGGUUACUUCGAAUGGAGUCUGCAGAGGUACCGAUCACUUCCUCCUCAUCAACAGGACUUUGUGGACUACUGCCGGGCUCAGCUGGAAGCAGAUGCUACCCAAGAUCGUCUGAAGGCCGUGAAUGUCCGUCGUCACUCCUGA
Messenger RNA from Cladocopium goreaui, 1149 nucleotides. The record is from the annotation of a GenBank genome assembly. Lineage: Eukaryota; Dinophyceae; Suessiales; Symbiodiniaceae.